Messenger RNA from Podarcis lilfordi (Lilford's wall lizard), 20538 nucleotides. Lineage: Eukaryota; Metazoa; Chordata; Lepidosauria; Squamata; Lacertidae. The record is from the annotation of a GenBank genome assembly.
CCGGCGCGGCGUGGGGAGGAUGAUGAAACUCGGAGGAGCGCGGGGAGGGGAGAGGCCGCGCGCCUGCGCAGUGCGGGGGAAGCGGCAGGGAGGGCGUGCCGUCGGCUAAUAAGAGGCCGCCUCGAGGGAGGAGGAGCAGCGAGGAGCUCUCCUUUUGCUGUCGGUCGGGCGAGCCGGUAGGGCGCAGCAUGGCCAGCUACAGCGUGGAGGAGCGCGGCUGCCCCAACAGCCUCGGCUAUAGGCUGUUCUUCAGUGAGUUCUCCCCCGGGGGAGCCGGGCGGGCUUAGCCGAGGGGCUGCGGGAGAAGCUCGGGGCGCGGGGCGCCCGCGAGCGCGCAGGGCGGGAGAUGAAUGAAAGAGCGAGGCGAGCGCGCGCGCGCGUGCGUGCGUGUCCCUCGGGAGGGCAUUUGUGGGGCAGACAGGCAGCCUAGGAAAAAGCCACAGCCGGGCUCCGUUGGCUCCUCGACGCCUUCUCCUCCGCUUCUGGAAUCGUGUCAUGUAAUUGCUUUGAUAGACGGCGAGGCUCGAUCCUGAAUCCUUUCCAUGGCGCUCUGCUUUUUGAAAAAGUUGCCAUUGCAAUGUCCAACUUGGCGGCGCAGUCAGGGAAAGGGCUUCUCGGCAGCCCCCUGGGGCGAGUUUGCGUUUUGCGCCCCUGCAAGCGGCUGGUUCUCUGGGACAGAGGCGCUAACGCGGGGCCCUCCCUCGCAGGGUUGUUGUGAGGCUCGUGCAGCGCCGGAGCGUGCGCCAAGGGGUUUGCGGACGCUGCUGCAGUUUCCCCUCGUGGGUAGCCUGGUGCCAGCCCGCUGUGUCAGCGUGAAACGGGCCUGUCCAGAGAGCUUUUAUAUAGCUCUGCAGGGAUUUUUCACAAGAGAGAAGGGGAAGGGAUCCCAAAUGCACCAGCACUGCCGUCAUGCUGUCAUGGGAGUUUCCCUGCUUCUCCAAGGCCUAAUAUUUGGGGUGGGGUGGUGGAUUAGGCUUGGCGCAUGGGUGUGUGUUCCUGCAAUCCCAGUCACCCUUAAAUCUAGGGCUGGGAUGGGGAAUUGGGGUUGGGUGCAUCACCUGAAUUCAGUGCCCCUCCAAACUCUUGUAUACAAACACACCUGUCUUCCCAUGUGGACUUUCAGGGAUGGCUGCUCCAGCCAUGAAAUCACAACCUGUAAUGCUAUUAUUAUAGAAUGGCAGUGGAGAUUUCCCCACUUCUGUGAUUCUUUGCUAAGCCCCAGUUACCAACCCUCACUUUUGACUCCAGAAGGAUGCGGUACAGAAAAUAGAACAACAAAUACAUGGAACGUAGCAUACAAUACAUUUAGCUGUGUGAGAAGAGUACUUUUGAAAGCAUUUAGCUAUUCUGAAGGAGGAGAGAAGAUGGGGGAAGGGAAGCAAUUGGAAGGAAAUGAAAGUGCGAGAUACAGCUGCCCUUGGACGCUGUGACAGAGAACUUGAUAUAUGGAGAAAGAGAAAGUCCUUGCCCAAGGUACUAGAAUGGGACUGAUGCUGUCAUAAAAGUUGUGUGUGUGGUGAGGUUUAGGAUGACUGAUCAUGGCGUUAACUGUCCAUGUAAUGCCCUAUUAAGUGGCUAUGGCCUAGUUUGCAUGUCACAUUAACCAUAGUUUGUUUUUAAACUAUGGUGUAAUGUUAACUGAGCAGCAUGCGACUCAGACAUUCCUAAGGCAGUCCUUUCUUGCUGCUGUGCCACAAAUGAAGCAAGCCGGAGUCUGACUUGCUAUGUCAUCUGACCCAGGUGGUUUGGAGAUUACAAAGGUAGCUCACCUGGCUCCGUCUACCCUCACCUUUCAGAAUAGUUAAGUGUACUUAAGUACUCUUUGUAUAUGCUCAGAGUUGCUUGCUGGCUUUCCACUGGCUGUUUUGAAAUUUCUUGCCUUCCUUGGUGCCCCAAAAACUGGCAGGUGAGCUCCUGGUGCGCUGUUCUCCUCUAACCCUCCCCCAUUGAGCAAACAGCUGUUGGGUUUAAAGUCUGAACCAGACUGUCAGAUAUGGGCAGUGAAGGUGGCUGUAAAAUGAAAAGCCUCCCGCAGUAUAAUCCUUUAAGGCGAUUUUCAUUUCUUCCUGGUAGUGCUCCACCUCAAAACAGCUUCAGUUUUUGCUGCACAAAGAAAUGACGAUUAUCCAAAGUUUUCUUAACUGAUGUUCCUGGUAAGCUGAAAAAGCUGAAUCAUAAAACAGGUCCACUGGAGUGAGAGACUGCCAUGCUUUUUACUUGAGGCUCCUAAGUCCACACCCAGGCAAUAUCUUUAUUAGGACUAAUUAGAAUACCAAAGCAGGGCACCAGCCAUUUAAAAAGAGGCAUUGAUGGGAGCAAUUUGUGCAGACACUGAGACAAGGUGUGCUCGAUCCCUGGCCUUGACUGGAGAUUCCUUUUUAAGGUAAUGCUCCAAGAUGCAUACUCUUCUAGAUUGAGAAAUGCAACUUGCAGUUUGUUUCUGGCGACUGCUGGGGAAAACUUUUUCCUAAAGUGACUUAAGUACAUGAAGGUAUCUACCCUGCUGUCAUCCAUUCUAGUGGAAGCCCGGCUUGGCUUGCUGGCAGUUAACCUUGCCUGUUAAUCCAGGAAAGCCAUGAGUCCAAAAUUAAAUGAGCCUCUGAGUCCAGACAUACCUCAGCUAAUAAGUUUGGACAAAUGGAUAGGUCCAGGUAGUGGUGAUUUUUCUCAUCACAGGCUACCAGGGAACUGGCCACCUUCGAGUCUUAGCAAAGUAGACUCCAGUGACUUAGUCAGAGUUUUUUUUUUAAAGUCCUGUUGCCCAGUGCCAUUUGAACUAGAGGUCUUCUUGCACAACAUGUUCUCUGCUGCUGAGCUGUGACCCUGAACCCACAUGCAACUUACUAGGUCCUCUUUUCAGGAGUGUGCAAUGCCAUAAGGGAGCAAAUUUUCCAUGGCAAUACUUGUGUGUGGGUAAAUAUAGCAAACGUGUGCAUGGGGGCAAUUAUUUGGGUCUUUCCCACCCCCGCCACCUCCCCCAAUGAGAGGGAAAGAUUCUGCUUGGGUGGAAAGGUGCAGGAAAAGGGUGCAGCGCAUAUUGCUGCAGUUCUCUCUCCCCUACCCAGUCCAUGACACACACACAUGCACUGUGUUGCUGUGUGUGAUAAUUUCCUUGGAGAAACGCCAUGUAGGUGUGUAGGGGGGUCUAAAAGUGAUGGGAUUGUGACAUCUACUGACAUCUAUCCAAGUACCCUUAUCAUUGUGCAAUAUGAUGUGUAGGAAAUCAUUUUGUUCAUCUUUGGAGAUAUAAGCUAAACCAUUUCAGGGCAACUUCAUAUCAGCCUCAGUUGUCAUUUGAUAAGGCUGGAGUCCGCUUGCUUGUACAGGUUUUGCUGUUUUCAGAGGCUCCUGUAGUUUGCACUUCAGGGAGAACGCCUUCUGAGAUACCUCGUAAAACUGAACGCACUAUGCUGGAGCACAGAAGCAGCAGCAGAAAGGGCUAGCCCGAGCCCUGGGCUUGGCUACCUGGCUGUUGCAGGUCACAGUCUACAGGUAUCUCUGACUACUGUGGAAGUGCCUUGGAGACUGCAUAGGCUAUCUGAAGCACUGCUGUUAGCGAUGGGAGCUUUAAGCUGCACAUGGAUGGUGGGGGUAAUCUGUGACGAACCGCUAUCACAUUUAGUGCUCUCUUCUGAGAAACUAGGGCGGGUAGGAACUAGGCAGCACACUUGCUGUUGCAGUGAUUUCAUUGGAACAAAACCCAAUUGAUAGGACUGUGCCAACUUGUCUUUGUUUAUAGACAUUCACAUUCUUUAAACUUUCUAUCCCUGGUACUUUGUCAGCUUUAUUUUACUACUGCAUGCAUUAAAGAUAAUCAAAAACUUGGACAUUUCCUUUGUUUUUCAGAAAACCAUAAGGGACAGUACAUUUCUCCGUUCCAUGACAUUCCGAUACAUCCAGAUGCUCGCAAGGUAAGGCUCGCGGUCAUACUGAGCAGAACUUUGUGGGGAUUCACCCUGCAGACUGUAUAAAGGUGACCCAGUCACUCGAUGUAGAGUUGCUUAUUCUUAACAGGGGACAAGCUGUGUGUGUUCAAAGCAACUUCAACCUAAUUUCUGAUCCGUGCUUGACAACUUAAGGUAACUGCCUUGGCUUUAUUAACCAAUGUUACUUAAGUAAAACUUGGCACGAAGGGCGGAAUAAUCUUUAACAUAGCAUGUGCAUGUAAAUUAAUUUUUGUUCUUAAGUUGGGAUGGAGGGGUGCAACUUUCCCUUUACUACCAUUGUUCACUAGUCAUUAGUGCCUGCUUCAGCCCAACGCUCACUUUUCUCUUUUCAGCUGUAGAACAGAGGUUCCUAAACUGGUCCACAGACCACCAGUGUGGUGUAGUGGUUAAGAGCGGUAGACUCGUAAUCUGGGGAACCGGGUUCGCAUCUCCACUCCUCCACAUGCAGCUGCUGGGUGACCUUGAGCUAUUCACACUUCUUUGAAGUCUCUCAGCCCCACUCGCCUCACAGAGUGUUUGUUGUGGGGGAGGAAGGGAAAGGAGAAUGUGAGCCGCUUUGAGACUCCUUUGGAUAGUGAUAAAGCGGGAUAUCAAAUCCAAACUCUUCUUCUUCUUCUUCUUCUUCUUCUUCUUCUUCUUCACCAGUGGUCCACAUGCUUCAUUUAGGUGCUGUAUGGUGUGUCUGUGAAAACGCAGUUUAAAACAGCACAGUGCCUUACAAUUGGUACAACAGGCAGAAAAAUUGCGAAGCGGUCUACUAAAAAUCCUCAAAAGUUUUCAAGUGGUAAAAGCCACUCCACAAAAAAGCUUCCAACUGGCUGACUUUCCCAGCAGGAGGAAAUACAUAACUGUCUCAUAUUAUUGGCAUUUUCAUGUUCUUAAAGGGAAGCUGGGGAAGCUGGUUCAUUGCAUUUUGUGUCCAACUUAUACAGUGUGAUGUUGCCAAAAUGAAAAACCCUUGGUGCUGACUUCUUAGCUGUGUUAGGUUCCCCCGGAAGUUUUCUUUCUCAUCCUUCUUUCCAGAUUUUAGAAAUUCAGUUUUUUUAUAUCAAUGAUAGUACUCUUCCCCAUAAAUUGUUUGGUAUUGAAGGGUUGUUAUUAUUCUUAGCAACCUAUCUUAAACUUAUAUUUGUACACAAUGGCCAGCUUCAAAAUGUAACAAUCUCAAUCUGAUAAAUCAAGUUUUCGGGGCCUGAAAAUGUACUUUUUGCCUACUCACCACAUCCCUAUUCCUUCUCUCCUCCCAUCUUCUGCUUUGGCAGUUAUAUCAUGAUUUGUUUUUGCCUCAGUUUUCUGUUGUAUCUGAAUUGGGAAACAAUGGUUUGCAAGCAGGGAUUGAACAAGCACGUCAAAGUAGGGCUGAGCCCUUCAGGCACAAGGAGUUUUAUCAACCGAAUAAACCAUCAUUUAUUGGCUUUUUUGUUUUUUAUAAAUUUUUGUAUUGCUGAUACAAGGGGAAAAACCAGACAGAAUAAUAUUGCAACAGUGGACAAAGACAAAAAGAUCAUGCUCUGUAAAUGUAAUGCACCACUACAUAUAUUAUGGGCAUUAAAGCAGAUCAGGGUUGAAUCAGGUCUUAACUAUAGUUUUUUGGAUCAAGAGCAUUAAGUCUGAAAUGGAACAAUGUUUGUUUCACAUUUUCUAUAGCUUUUGUUGUUCCAGCACUUUUUUGUUUCCAAGUAGGCCUAGAGGCAUAACUUGAUGCAGUGAAAUCUUCACAUGUUGGCUUCUGAAAAUACUGUAAAGUUAAAUAGUGUUGUCUUAUUUGGGCAGCCCAAACUGUCAGGUCAUGACACAUUUUUAAAAAAUCAUUACGAUUCAAAUUUUGGGCUAUAAAUAUCAAAACUCCAGGUUGGCUAACAAAACAAGAGCAGCACAUAAUUGUACCAAAUUUUUAAAGCUCACUAUUAAAGAAACCCAAAUUAGUUAGCAACAAUCAGAGCAGCAUUAACAAGAAAAACACUGUAAACUAUUUUGCAUGAAUGACCCUGUGGUUUUUCUGUGUGUGUGUGUGUGUGUGUGUGUGCGCGCGCGCGCAACCAGCUUAGUUUAUAAAACAGUAGAAUGGAAAUCUAAUCUCGUUGACAUUGCCUUAGAGUAAAAGCCAAGGUCUGAGGGGGCAAAAGGAAUAGCAGGGUUGAAAACUAGAAUUGAAAGGAGAACUUAAGUUUAAGUAGAAUCUUGGCUAAUUUUAGGCAUGUACAAAUCGGAUAACUAAUGGCCACUGUAAAUGGUGCUCUUGGGCACAAUUUACCUCAUGUGGCAAGCGAUAACUCUUGCAACAGAAGGAAUGGGAUUUGGCUGUCACUUGAGGCAUGGUAUGCCUUGUCCACUAUAUUCCAUCUUCAGUUAUAAAGUCCUCAAAUACAGCUGAAAACAACCCCGCAAAUUCAGCCACUGCCAUCAGUGGAGCAAGGAGUAGAGGCAGAGGCUUCAUGUGGUUGUUUUUUAAGAAUCCACCUGUGGUAGCAGAACGGAUUUGUGCGCAAUGAGACCCUGCCUCUUUGAAGGUGCUAUACCCCUUGCUUAUCUGUUCGAGACACAGGUAUAAAAGUUAGUAAGAAUAAGCAGACAUUUUAUUGUCCCAGAAGCUAAACAAUACAAUGCAGUACAGUACUGAUUCUCAGACUUCGCUUCUCUUUGUUUUUAUUGCAGGGAUGGCUCUCCUCGUUAUUCUCCUGGGUCCUCCACAGCUUCAGUAGCAGCCCAGAUAGGGAGUCCAGUUUAGGGCAAAAGGUUACAUUACCCAGUCUUGUCUACAGCUCUUGCUCCUAAUCCUCGUAUUCUUAAGAUCUUGAGAGGAUUGGAGAGGUUCUAAAUUUAUCAGCACCUGGGCUGCUGCCCUCGUCGUAUUUUAAAUGUAUAUGGCCUCGUUGUACCUUUCCAUGCUUGCCAGGGCAUGGCAAACUGGAAUGCUGCUUAUGUUUAUGUAUGAAAAGGGUGAGGGGCUCUCUUUGCCUCAGGAAAUAGCUACAGAACUGUCUGGGCUUCUGCCAUAAAUAUUUCCAUUAUUACUUUAAUAUACUUGCAGGCUGGUUUGUAAUUUAUAUGGGCUGCAUUCAGAGCAGUACCAGUGGCGUUUUGCUGAUGCGGUUGUGCUUCUGUUUCCUUUCCUUCCCCCCGUGCACUCCACAAAACCUUCCCCAAAGGAUCCUUCAAGCCUCUGGAGCUGAUUUUGAGAGCUGCAGGGGACAGAAGGGGAAAGUUGUAUUACGCUAGUACAAAUAUCUUGUGUUAGGGGAACAGGAGCCUUGGAUACUGCCUCAAGGCUCCAUGAUGGUUCCAAUCCACUUGACUCAUGUCUGCAUAAUUUUUAGCACAUUUAAUUCUGUUUUCUUAAGAAGCUAUUUUUCCUUCUGAAGGAAGAAGGGAUGUCCCCUCCCACCUCGUUCUCAAAGUAGGCUGUUGAUAAAAUUGAAUCCAAUUCACUCUUCGAACGGUGUUAGGAAACUGAAGUCUGAUUAGAUAAUUUUCUGAGAUACGAGCUAGGUAUUUGUGGGGGUGAUGUGUUUACCUAAUAAAGGCUUUUAGUCCAGAAUUCCACAUACUUAAGAGUAACCCCCAUUGUGCUUCUGAGUAGACCUGUAUAGGAUUUGCAGUGCGAGGUUCCUUUGCAGGUCUCAAAAUGCCUGUCGGAAUUCUAGCUUUAAAAAAAGGCACAUUUGAAAUAAUUGUUGUGAGAAGUGUCUCUGAUACUUCAUGCCAGCCAGGUUGCUCAUUCCUGUAUUCAGUGGAUAAUCCUAAAUGAUGUUAUUCUUUCUUCUGCCAGGGUGGAAUUUGCUCUUCUGCGGCUGCUAUGUAAAUGCAGUUUAUUUUUAAAAAAUUAAAAGAAAAUCUGGAUGUGUAAAAUCUUAACCUGCAGUUGAAAGCAAAAUGUAUUAGCAUGAUAGUGAUCUUCAAUCAUUGAACUUUUGAUUGUGUUCAUGCAUCUGUGCAAUAGUCUCUUGCGUAAUGGUCUCCAUUAAAUAUCAAGUUAUGCAACGAAAUACCAGGUGGUUGGUCUUUUUUGCUUCCAUUAAGGAUUGAAAGACUCAAAAGACAAAACUGUCUCCCCCACUGAUGAAUGCAUGAAAGCUUUAUAGUUUUCACCCCAUUCCUUUAUUGCAGCCCUUGAGGGGGGGGGAAUUACUUGAAUCCCGAUGGCUUUGCUAUUUUUACUUAAGAUCUAUUAUCUAGACAGUUAUAUUUUUAAUAAACAAAAGUUCAAUUCUAGAUUUACAUGGAUAUGGUAUAUACCUCUCUGGUUUCUUAUUCUUUUCAGGAUGUGUUCAACAUGGUUGUGGAAAUACCUCGAUGGACCAAUGCUAAGAUGGAGGUAAUGGCAUUCUAUAUUUGGAAAGCUGUAGUUCCUGGCUUGGUGGCUGCCUCUUCAUUAAAAUCAGCUUAUCCGUGAAAGAUAAAGCCAUUCUGCGUCAGCCUCUUUGAAAUUUGAAAUUUCCUGAUUAGUUAGUAGUAAAGAAAUGGGCAGCUAUUCUAAAUCUGCAGGACUGUGCACACAAUUCGUGAGCAAGCCCUAUUGGACUUCUGAGUUUUCAUGGUUGCUGUCAAUUUGGAUAUUUAAUUUACCGUAUUUUUUGCUCUAUAGGACGCACCAGACGAUAAGACGCACCUAGUUUUGUGGGGAGGAAAACAAGAAAAAAAAGAUUUUGGAUCCCAGAAGCCAGAACAGCAAGAGGGAUCUGGCUUCUGGGAUACUGUGUGGCUGUUCUGGCUUCUGGGAUAACGUGCCAAGCCUCUUCAGGGCAGCGGGAUGAAGGCUCCCCCUGCCCGGAAGAGGCUAAGGCGGAAGCCAGGACAGGCGCAUUGCUGAAGGGGCACUGCGCUGUUCUCCCUCUCUGCACAUCACCUCUCCUGCGAAGGAGGCGCCCCUUCAAGUGAAGCUGGAGAAGGAACAAAAGUCCCUUCUGGCUUCCAGGACAGGCGCCUCGCUGAAGGGGCGCUGCGCAGAUAAGGAGAGCUGCGCAGCACCCCUUCAGCGAAGCGGGAGGAGGAACAGAAGGGGCUCCGUUCCUCCUCCCGCUUUGCUGAAGGGGCACUGCGCAGCUCUACCUCUCUGCGCGGUGCCAUUCACUCCAUAAGACGCACUCACAUUUCCCCUUUAUAGGAGGAAAAAAGUGCGUCUGGCGGAAAUGACUGGUAGAAUCCAUGACCAGGGAGAAGAGUUGGUGGAGGAAGAUUGGAAGAAAUUCAAAGAUUAUCUUCAGAAACAUUGCAAAAUUAAAGAAUGUUAGAGUGAUGUUGGACUGAAAAUACCGUAUUUUUCGCUCCAUAGGACGCACUUUUUCCCCUCCAAAAAUGAAGGGGAAAUGUGUGUGCGUCCUAUGGGGCGAAUGCAGGCUUUCGCUGAAGCCUGGAGAGCGAGAGGCAUCGGUGCGCCCCGACCCCUCUCGCGCUCCAAGCUUCAGGAAGCUAUCCGCAAGCCUUGCAAGCCCGGUGGGAGUUCCCGCGGGCUCACAAGGUUUGCAGGCAGCAGCCUGCAGCCCCGGCGAGUGUCCGCAAGCCUUGCGCGCCCGGCAGGAGGUCCCCGUGCUUCGGGCGAGUGUCUGCAAGCCUUGUGCGCCCGGCAGGAGGUCCCGCCGAGCGCGUGAGGCUUGGGGCGGUAGCCUGCAGCCCGAAGCACGCGGAGCCCUCCGGAGGGUGCCCCGUGCUUCUUGCAGGUGUGCACAAGGCUUGGGGCGGCAGCUGCGGCGGGGGGGGGAAUAAUUUUUUUUAUUCAUUUCCCCCCCAAAAAAACGAGGUGCGUCCUAUGGGCCGGUGCGCCCUAUAGAACGAAAAAUACGGUAAGUGGUUUCCAGCUGUACAGGUUAAAGUUAUUGAUAGACUAAGAUUAAAGAUUAGGAUUAAAGAUGUUUAAGGAAAUGGAAAUUUGGUACUUAAGAGGUAAAAUUUUAAUAUUAUAUUACAUUAAGAUUAAAGAUUAGGAUCAAAGAAGUUUAAGAGUUAUAUAUUAUAUUAAAAUUAAAGAUUGGGAUUAAAAAAGUGGAAAAGAAAUUGCUAGACAAACAAUUUGGAUUGGAAUACAAAAGAGGGAGGUAUGAGGAAGUCCAGAAAAUAAGUAAACUCAAAAACGGAAAUGGAAAAGUGAUAUUGCUUUUAAUUAUUAUGUUUCUUUUUUUAUUGUUGUUUCUUGCUUUUCGUGUGUUUUUUUUUUAUUUCUUUCUGGGAUUUGUAUUGUGUAUUUGUGUAUUUUUUUAUGUUUUUUCUGUUCAAUUUUUGAUUGAAACCUUAAUAAAAAAUUAUUUUUUUAAAAAAAAAAAGUGCGUCUGAUGGAGCGAAAAAUACGGUACUUUGAAAAUGUGAAUUGAAGCACCUUUAGGGAAAAUACCGUCCUAAAAUUGGAUUGCUUGCACAUUCUUCUGUUAAUACUAAACUUAAACUAAUUCUGUUUCAGAUUGCAACCAAAGAUCCUCUAAACCCAAUUAAGCAGGAUGUGAAGAAAGGAAAACUACGUUAUGUCGCUAAUGUCUUUCCCCACAAGGGAUACAUCUGGAAUUACGGUGCUAUUCCACAGGUAUUUGUCUAGCUUUCUUUAUUUUCAGAGGUCUUUUAAUUGCUGAGCAUAAAUGUUCAUUAGGCUGCCCCUGGAAGUGCUAUGUUUCUGUGCAAACAUUUUAGCAAAGCAACAUUAUAGCAAGAGCAAAACACUAAUGAGGAGGAACGUGUAACUAUUGCAUGGACAACAGGGUGGCAAAAUCUCAGGAGAAAAGUGAGAGUACAGUCUAUGUUGUAAACAAGGAAGCUGAUUGUGCUGCAACUGAAUCAGUUGGCUUUGCAGAUCACAAUUCGCAUAUCAGGGUCAUCUUGAAAAGUACACAAGCAACCCCUCAAUUUACGUAGGUGUUGCAUUUCAACACACACCGCACAUUUAAAUGAAAUUGUGUGUAUUUGAAACACAAUCGAAAAAGCUUGCAGAGACCCCAUUUUGGGGCCACUUCCAGGUUUGGCACAAUGUGAGCAUGUGUGAUCGUGCACAUAUCAGACAUACCUGAAACGGUCGCUGCCUGUAUUAAACCCUGAAAAAGCCAGCACAAGUCACAGGGGAUAAUGAAUGCAUAUGACUAAGACUUUAGAAACAUGGCAUUCCAGUGCACUAACCAGACUUUUUAAGAAGAAGAAAGUGAGAGCUUGCUGUGGAAGCUGUGCUGUUAUAGUUUUAUCUCUGUAAUACUAACUCUCUUUUCCCUACUUCAGCUAAUUCAAUUCCAAUGCUUGUUUUCUAGCUGGCAUCAGUCCCUCCCUUUGGUCAGUUUGUUGUACCUCACUGAUCAAUCCUCUAUUUCAUGUGGUACAGAGGCUACGACAUACUGUCAGACACUUCCUCCUGCCCCAGUUGGCAUUGUGGUUACAGUUCUUCCACCUUUUCUGAAUUAGACUUCAGACCUGUCCUACUCUGAGUUCCCUCUGACCACAGAACUACUCAGACUUCCUCUGCCCAAUCAUGUAUUCUUGUCUUCAAUCAUUUCAAAGAUUUUUAUAUUUAUUUUUUAAUCUUAAACAUGUAUUGAGGUAACUUCUACUUUCCAAAUUGGCAGCAUUUGUUCCAGCUAAACUUUAGAUGGCCAGCAUAAGGGAUGCCAAGGCAUCAUUAUGUAAACUGUUCCGGAGCCCUGACCUUGCCUGCCGGGGUUUUAAUAACUCUGCUUCUGACCUGGAAGGAAGUUAGGUCAAUUUCUAUUAAAGCAGUCUGAAUGGCAACUUCCCUCUGGCAUGUGUUAUCAACACGUCCAUAUUUCUGUGUAAGGUAGCUAAAUGCACGCACGUGGAAGUCUCUUCGACUUGAAUUUAUGCGAGCGUGUUCUGGUUAAUGCAACAAAUCUAACGGCAAAUUGAGCUUUCAUAACUGAUCUAAAAAUUUCCCUGCUCCUUUCAUAUGCAGGAAGAUGCAGUGCUUUGUGGAUUUGGUUAAGUGUCAAACAAAAGGCCUAGAUUCAGCUAGGAAAAGCAGACUCCUUCCUCUGAUUCCUGAAUUUUCUUGUAAGAAAUAUAUCACAACAGCCAGCCAUACCCUUGUGGCUGUCAGUGGACAAAGUUGGCUGCCUAAAGAGCAUUUCAAGAGAAAAUACUUUUUAAAAGACGUAAAACUGCAAAUGCCGUAUAAGCAGCCCAUUAGCAAAGUAACUGUGUAUGUGUGCUACAUAUAACCUCUUCUUCUUUUUAAAGACAUGGGAAGACCCAGAGCAUAAAGAUGAAAAUACCAGCUGCUGUGGAGAUAAUGAUCCAAUUGACGUUUGCGAAAUUGGAAGCAAGGUAACGUGUUUAUUGAAGUGGUGGUGGUCUGCGUUUAGAGCUGUAAACUGUUGUUUCAAUCUCUCUUUUUGUCCACAUUGGUGAAACUUUACACCUGAAUGUCUUGCUGAACCAGACUUUUCAGCUAGUUGCCCUGUGCAAACUUGGGCAUUAUAAUUUUGCAUCAAGGCAUGGUAAGGUUGCAAUGAGUUUAAAUCAGCGGUAGGUAACUUGUUCUGCAUAUACAACCAUACUGGAAAUGUAUUAAGGGCUUGUUAAAGUGGGUCUGUUUGCUUCAACUGAUUUAAUAUAGUGUUCAUAAUGGAUUCUAGAAUGUAUCUGUUUUGGUAGCAGAAACAGAGUCCUAUGGUACCUUAAAACGGAAUUAUUGUGACAUCAGCUUAAACGGACUACAACUUACUUCGUCAGAUGCAGGAAAUGCUCUUCUCAGCUGGAACAUAUGCCUGCAUUGCUACGCAGAGAGAAGUUUGUAAAGAGUGAGGCUAAAAUAAAUGCCAAGGCUUACAUUUCUACACGGACUCUAAAUACUAUUUAAUAGAUGCCAAGAUAAGUUAGACUCAUGCUGUGGUAUUGUCUUAAAACCGUUACCCCUGAGUCCGCCCUCAAAAUUUUUUGAUACAAUGAUAAUUAAUAUGACAUGUGAAACAUCAGACUUUUUUAUCUCCCAUAUUCUCAGUCUCUCUACAAACAUCUGUAGUUAUACCUUUAAUCUGAAAAUAAAAAUAUGAAAGAUGAGCUCCUUGGGAAAACUUUACACCAACUCACAAAUAUCUUGGUUGGUGAGUGUUUGUCUCUGGUUUAGGCAGAAUAAGUGGUUCAGGCCUAUUGCUGAGCAAUCGGUGAGAGAUACUACAGUACUUAACGAUUACGGCUUAUUUGAAUUGUUUGUUCAGUCUUUCCAUCUUAUUAAUGAGGAACAUCUACUCAAUCAGGUGUGCAGCAGAGGAGAAAUAAUUAAAGUGAAAGUGCUGGGUGUUCUGGCAUUGAUUGAUGAGGCUGAAACAGACUGGAAGGUCAUUGCAAUCAACACUGAAGACCCCGAUGCUGCUAAAUUGAACAGUAAGUAGCACUGAAGUGAUCAGAACUUUCCUUCCUCUCCCUUCAAAUACCCAGCAAGGAAAGGUGAGAUCUGUGUAGAGCACAGGUAAUAUGAUGCUGUUUAUGUCUCUAGAACAAUGUAUUCCUAGAUCCAUGGAAUAUGUAGCAGGUUGUUAACAAACCUUUAGCAGGAUGCUAACAUCACUACUGCACAAAUCUCAUGGAUGGAUGGUAAUAAUGGUAAUCCUACUUGCCUUGAAGGGACUGAAGUCUUGAGUAAAUCAAAGUUUUGUAGGUUCCACUUCAUUUAGAAGAGGUGAAACUUAUACUACUGGUUAUAGCAUGAGCAAUAAAUAUUUGGACCAAACGUUGUUGUUUUCUAAGUUGCUUUAAGUUUCCUGGGGCAAAAAAAAGACUAAUAAAUUUAGUAAUAGUAAUGAGAGUGUGUUAAGUGCCAGAAACAUCAGUUGCUUUGUUUACAGAAGGAAGUGCAAGCAAUGUAUUGAGACUUUGCUAUGUGGAGUUUAUCUGUAGCUUGGAGACCCAGUUACAAAGAGCAGGAAGAUUUCUCCCAUGGUCUAGUUGGAGUCUGUGCCUAGAUGGAGCCUAAGGUGUGGUCAGAACUUCAUAAGUUGGCAUAUUUUAUGAGUCAUGGAUAGGAAAACUGCCAGGUCUCGGUGUUUACACAAGAAAUAGUACCUUUAUAAAACACCAGCCUAGUUUUGAAUUAUUCUUCACUGCAUGCGAUUUCCUCUCAACUUUCUACACACCGGUUAAGGCAAUGGGUUGGUUGUUUUUUUAGUUUGGUGGGAGUUCUUAGAUUCACCUCUUCCCUGUAUAGGGGUGGAUUUCUAGUGGGGUUGCCAACUUUGCCCUUGCAACAAGAGUCCACUGAGAAAGAUAAGAAUAAUGCUGUGCUAAGUUGUAGAUCUUGGCUGUGGUUCAGAAAAAAAAAGUGCCCGUGCAAAGUGAUAGGUUCUAUCUAUCUAGGUUCUUGUAUCUGUUUGCAGGCUCUCUGCAAACCUUUAAUCCACGUUAGAACAAUUGCAACUAGGCAGGAAAAUGGAUAUGGUGGCAGGGUUGAGGGGUAAAGCAUGUUCUUGAAUCUAAGGCAUGUCCUUUUAGUGUCCUGUAACUAAUACUCGUAACUGGGUUCUGAAGGCAUGGUUCUUAUUUUUAUUUAUAAGAUAUUAAUGAUGUCAGGACAUUGAAGCCUGGCUAUUUAGAAGCGACGGUGGACUGGUUUAGAAGAUACAAAGUACCUGACGGGAAGCCGGAAAACCAAUUUGCAUUCAAUGGAGAAUUUAAAGACAAGGUAUGUUUGCAUCCUGAUGGAUAUCCGUCAAUGUCCGAAAGAAUGCCUAGCGUCUUUCACAGUAAAAUGGCGUUCCCUGUCAGCACCAACUCCUUUUCGGUAAUUGACAAUAUCAUGGGGAGCCAGAGUUCUUCAUGCUUCGUUCUGUGGGGAAAGUAGCCCCUGAUGAGUGCUUCAUUUCCUUUAGCUGAAAGUUAAAAACCUAUUACAGUGGUACUACAGAAGACGAAAGAAUCCGCUCUGGAGUCUCUUCGCUCAGCUGGUUUUUCUGCCUUGCGAAGCAAGCCCAUUGAUGAUUAGCGGAUUAGCUGCUGUUAGCGGCUUUAGUGGCUUUGGCAUGGCUAGUCAAGCUAUCGGAUAAGCUAGAUGGCGUUUAGCUGACUUAGAAAAGAGGGAAAGGAAAAAAAACCCAGGAACUCGCAGACAUUUCGUCUUGCGGCAAGCCCAUAGCAGAUCUGCUUUUCUGAGGCACCUCCAAAGCGAAAACUCUUCGCCUAGCAGUUUUCCGUCUUGGCGAGCAGUGCUUGCCUGAGGCACCACUGUAAACAGACAAAUGUACAUACAGUGGUACCUCGGGUUACAUAUGCUUCAGGUUACAUAUGCUUCAGGUUAGACUCCGCUAACCCAGAAAUAGUACCUCGGGUUAAGAACUUUGCUUCAGGAUGAGAACAGAAAUCGUGCUCCAGCGGCGCGGCAGCAGCAGGAGGCCCCAUUAGCUAAAGUGGUGCUUCAGGUUAAGAACAGUUUCAAGUUAAGAACGGAACGAAUUAAGUACUUAACCGGAGGUACCACUGUAUUCUGUCAUAUGUUUGUUUACACACACACACACACACACACCCCAACACUUGUAACAGCUCAGCCAUUCUCUCAUAGAAAGACAUAGGCAAAGUGCUUUUAAUUCCCUUUCUCAUCUGUUAGGUUGUAUAAUAUUUAUUGCUUGAUAAACCUUGACUGUUCAUUUCUUGUUUUUCUCUUUUCAUUGGAGACUGUUGUGGCUCAACAAGCACAUUUAUUUAUAUUUCUCUGUCCUGCCACUUGGUUAGAGGUGAAGCUGCAGCAUUUAUCUUCUUCUUUUAACAUUUCUGUGUUCAAAUCAAUACACUGAUAAGCAGUAGUGAGCAGUGGAAUGGCUGAAGGAGUCAGUCAAAACCUCUGCUGCUGUUCAUGCCAAGUUGGAAGAGCCCUUUGUCUGUGUCUUACCGUUGCAAAACUUUGGCUGGCCCUCCAGCCUAUGCCAUUUCAAAGUACAGCCCUUGUUAAAAACUAGUUGCCACCCAGAAAUGUGCCACUUCAACAUUAUUUUUUAAAAGGAGAUGUAUUGUUUCCAUGUUCCUUGAGAAUGCAGCACAUAAUGAAAUGGACAGAUUAAUACUAGAAUGCCAUUGACAAACUAGGAUGGGACAUAAUGCAGGCUUGUGCAGUCAUUACCUAGAUUUUCUCUUGACUAGGGAAGUAUUUGUUGCAUUAAACACAAGGCAUUGUUGCAUUGCAGAUAUUAAGAGGCACUGAACUUGUUCUGUUCUCUAUUUCAUAGGACUUUUCAAUUAAGAUUAUCGGAGACACCCAUGAUUACUGGAAGGCUCUAGUAAAUAACAAAACAGGUGGAGAAAUUUGCUGGUAAGUUGCUACUCUUCUCCUUCCAGUCUUGGGCUUUUAAAGAGAUGGAAUUAAAUGAGAGGGAUGAUCAUACGGCUCACCCGAUGCCUAAAAACGUUACUGUUAGCACUUGCACUCGUAAUGCAGGCAUCAUUUUGAAAUAUGUCAGGGUUAGGAAUAUAUCUCAGUAUUUUUAUAUUGAAUAAAUAUGCAGGGAGCGAAAACGUGGCUACUUCUAUAACUGAACUUUCUCUUCUAGCACAAAUACAACUUUGCCAGACAGCCCUUGCCAUUGUGAUCAAACAUCUGCAGGGGCUACUGUGGGAGAGGUAAGCAGAUCUGUUUAAUUUCUAUGCCCAGGACAUGUAAGGACACCGUUCUAAUUUGCAUGGCUGUGUGCAUUUCAUGCAAAGGCGGAAAAGCCGCCAAAUGUUGCAUUGGCUGCAGAACUCAGCAUCUUAGAAAUCUUUCUGUUCAACUUAUUUAAAAGAAGAUGGCUGUCUGGGUGGGCAAAAAAAGUGCCUGGCAAAACCUGUCAUGGUCCAAAGGUGGGUCUUUCCAUGUCCCAAAUAUUUCAUUUACCUAUAUCCUCAUGAACAAGGGAUGCACAUUAAGCAGGCUUGCUUUAUGCCUUCUACAUGGUACAGAACUUGGGUGUUGUGUAUAUUUUAUUUAUUUAAAGCACAGUCUACACCCAGUUCUGAAUGUUGUGCAUCUUCUGCUCCUGGGAUGGUGACUUCUAUUGCACAGCCAUCAUUUUGAGAGAAGAGACUGUCUAAUCUGAUUAGUAGUGCAGCCUGUGUCUAUUAGUGAUUACCUGGAUAAUUAUAAAAAAUGCUAAUACCAUUUCCAGGUCCCACCCUACCAUAUGUUUCAGUAAUACCACUUCACUGACACCAUGGGCAGAAAUAUCCUCCUAAACCCAUGUUUUGUAAAUGAUGGGAAGCCCUCAUAAGAACGUCCAUGCAAGUGCUAAGGAGAGGCAUAGCUUCCUUCACUAGUCCUAAGACUGUUCAGGCUGUAUCAGCUCCUUUUUUUUUCCUGUGCAAAGAGAACACACUGUACUUCCACCCCCCUCCUCUUCUCCCCCCCCCCAUAGGCCUACAUUUUCUACUCUUCCUCCCUUCCUUCUCUGCGCUCAUGCAAGGAAUGGAAAGCUGUCACUGUGAACCGCAAUGCCUCCCCCUGCUCUUUAGCUGAUUAUCUAGGGAAAUGCAAGGAUGCUGCCUAGUAUAAUGACCAAAAAUGCACAUUCUAAUGAAUUUGGUUAAAUGUGAGUGGGAAAAUAGCUCAUUGAUUCUGGUUGGGGUUGGUCUGCAGCAACUGCAGAAUGCCAGCUCCACAUCAGAAUGCCAGCACUUGAAAGGGUUAUCUUUUUAGUCUCAAGUUCCAGCUCCUCAGAUAUAUAGUUUUACUGGGAGCAUCAGAAGAGUUACUGUUUUUCAUCCAGUUAGUACCAGGAGGGGCAAUAACUGUAUGGCAUUUAAUUUAUUACAAUUAUUGCAUUUAUUUGCAAAAUCUUAUGUACUGAUGUGAAAGAGAAACUGAGUUUUUAAAUUUAGCAGGAAUCCUGGGUUUAAUGCUCUCCUUUUUCCCCCUAGGCACCUGCCAGUGGACCUGCCGAUCCAAUACCACCAGAAGGUAACCUUGAUUCAGAGUGAAUUUGAGAAGUGUUUGUGUGUGUGUGUGUGUGUGUGUGUGUGUGUGUGUGUGUGUGUGUGUUCUUGGAGAGUGGGAACCAUCAGUUAAGAGCUCUCAUUCUGCAUCCUCACCUGUAUGGCACUGACCUUUACAUUUAAACUACUACCCUAUUAGAGCUAAAUAUCUUGUUUGCAAGACUUGGACCAGGGAAAGCCAACAAUUCAGUAUUAGAGCUCCUGCAUUCUUCAACAUUUGUGUAACACUUCUGACAAGUGAUUAUGCAGUGCCUUAGGUGUCUGUAAAACUGCACUCGUCUGAAAGAUCUGUUAAUGCUUUCAGGAGGUCUAACAUCAAUACUUGACAACCCUCACUUUAUGACCCAGUUUCCCAGGAAUUGCAUCCAGUGCAACUUUUCUCUUCACGUUCUGAGUUACCAGUAAAUGUUGAAGGGCUGUCUUUCUAGUAUGCAAAUAGUCCAAUGUAAGCUCAAGACAUAGUUCCAGGCACAAAGCUUGCAGCUGCCCUUGUAGCCAAAUGCCUUGUACCUGUCUCCUUGCCUGUACAAAGGACACAAGCAUUUGUUUGCCUGCUCUCUAGCUGCUUAUAAAACAUCCAGUUUUAAAAACAAAAGCCAGGAUAAAUUAUAUGGAAAUUAGCAAUGUAUAACCGGCGUGCACGAAGUUCGCUUCACAUUUUAAAAUGGUGAUUUGCAAUGCCUUAUAAACAAUUUUUGCCAGGUUACAUUAUGAUAAAGUUUUUGUCUCCUUUUUCCAUUUCUUUGCCUUUAAAACCCAGUGGACAGGUGGUACUUCUAUGAGAAGUGACCGAGGCAGAUGCUGCCGUAGUUGCUACCGCAACACCAGGAAACACUUGUGCGCAACUAGAUGAGAACCGGGAACUUCCAUUUCAAGAGCAGUCCUGUUUUGAAACAUGUAAAAUAGUUUAUGAUGAUGUAACAGAUUUUUGCAUACCUACCAGUAACGUGUGCUUGGAAUAUAUGCUCGAAAUAUAUCAAGAUCCUAGCAUCGGAGCAGUUCUUGUGUAAAACACCAGCCUGACAGUCUUCAAAAUCUACUUGCACAUCAUGGCAAAUCACUGUUGCAUAACCCAGUUGUGUGUAGAUACCCGCUUUCGUUGCUUAUGAAGAAUUAUUGCUGAAGCGCAUUCUGAAGUCUUGUCUCCUUCAUGUUCUUUUGAAAUCUCAUGCGAUCAUGAAGAGAGAAGUGUGCGUAAUGGAAGAUGGAGGAAAAAGUAAAAAGAAGCGUUGGAUUCUGAAACCACCAUCCCCCCACUCCUUCUGUUUUAAAAACAGCAACAUUAUUGUGGAAGUCAGAGAUGCCUCUCCCUGUCACUAACCUUACCAGCUUGACAUGAGGCAGAAGUACAACACUUUUCAAGCAAUCCUUGUGUUAUCUAUGGCCGGUUUGGUAGCUCUGAUGACUAAGAGUAGUCUCCUAACCCUCCCAUCUCACAAUAAAUUAUGGCCGCAACUUCUUCACUGCAGUACUUGAUAGGUAGAGCUGCCAUUGACAGGUUGAAGGGGGGAUAAUGACACCCACUACUUGCCAUUUCCUAGUUGGUGGGCAUGCUCCAUGCCUCCUUGCCUGUCCUUUGUUCACUGCCCCCAUCAUCUAUACUACACUGAUACAGAUAUGUCAGGAACAUAUCUUUCAGGUUGUGGCACUGGCAAAAACAGAGUAGACAUGUAGGCCGGGAAUUCUGCAUAGCACUGCCUGGCUGCUGCCCCCCACUGGAUCCUGUGGGGACUGGAGGUGGGUAGCCUAGCAGCAUUAAUGCUGAGUGGAGUUUCCGGCCUGUGCACCUAUGCUCUUAACACUGAAUAUGCACAGGGUGGGAGUGGGGCUGCCAUAAUUUGGAUGGCAGUGCAGGCAGGUUUACAUGUACCACACAGGCCCCGGCUAAGCUACAUUUGUUGGCAGCAGUAGACUGGCAUAUUCUACUUGGUAGUAAAAUGAUUUGGAAAGCUCACUUCAUGCAAAAUUAUAGUCAAUAUCAAUACUAAAAUGAUACGCAGCUUUGAUUGUCUUGUAAUGAGAGUGAAUGCUUUGUCUGAGAAGCAGAACUAUGACAGACAGGCAGUUGCCCCCAUCCCUGCUUCUCUAUGGUGGAAGCUGUAAUUUGCUUGGUGUUGACUACUUUGGCGUGUCAGCCUUGCAUUUUAUACUAGAAGUGCCAGUUAGCCUGCACUGGGCCUAGGGCCCCUCAUGCAGAACUUGAGGCUACUUUCUCAUAGGAAUGAGUUUCUGGAAAUGUGUGUCCAUCAAUGGCACUGGUACUGAUUGUUCUACGCAGAACUUGAAAUUCUUCAAAAGGAUUUGCCACGCACUUCCUUGAGGUCAUGUUUUGGUGUUAAAAUGCAGCAUGUCUUUUGUUACAUAAAAACUUCUGUUGAGGCCGUAGGUGCCUUAUGUUUUUGAAAGAUCUGUUUUAUUGAUUUGGACAGAACACUAUUCUGUUCCAAAUAAAAUGCUGUUUGUGUAGUUAGGAAUAAGAUAACAAAGCUUCCCUCCUGGCAGCAGCAUUGUAAUGGCUGUGGCAUUAUGGUACAUGUCUUUUGUUGUACUGGAGACGGUGAAAAUUUCAGUAAUGAGGUGAGGUUUGAAGACGAUGGAUUUUCUCACUGGGAUCAUUACGAAUACUUGUGUGGGAAAGCAGACAGUCCUCUUAGCAAGGAACAUUUUGAGCGCUUGACAGAGAAUAAGCUCUUGAAGUCUCAUAAAAGAAUUCAAGCGA